Messenger RNA from Phyllotreta striolata, 600 nucleotides. Lineage: Eukaryota; Metazoa; Arthropoda; Insecta; Coleoptera; Chrysomelidae. The record is from the annotation of a GenBank genome assembly.
GUAAUGUUUGUAAAUAACACAGACACGUUGAACUGUUUUUGUGUUGAGAGUGCUCUUUAUUCGCAAGUUACCUAGCUUUUCGUUAAAUAACAACGUCGAAAAUGAAUUUUGAAGAAAUGACGGUGAUCGAGGAACACAGUGUUUGCGAAGGUCCUGCUCGCAAGGAAUCUGGUAAACGUGGGAGAAAGCCAGGCAGGAAAUCGGCAGAAAAAGUGGACAUGAAAGCCAAAUUAGAGCGCAGUCGUCAAAGUGCAAGAGAAUGCCGAGCUCGUAAAAAACUACGUUACCAAUACUUAGAAGAACUAGUCGCCGAUAGGGAAAAGGCCGUAUUAGUUCUUCGACAGGAAUAUGAGCAGUAUCUGCAUUGGGCUAAGGAAAUAGAUGCGGGUAGGAUCCCAGAAGGAAUUCAUGAAGCUUUGGAAGACCUGAAUCUGAAUCAGAAGCUGAAAGUGAAUUGAAUUUAUUUUGUGAUAUACAUAUUGUUGCUCGUACUUGUUUAAUUUGAAAAUAGCACGUCAGUUAAAAUCAGAUUUUUAAUAUUCGUUUUGUAUUUAUUAAUUUUUUGUACGUUAUGAAAAAAUAUAGUUUACCAUAUUAUGA